AUGAAGGCCAUCAGCACGCUGCGCUCCGCCUUCGCGAAGCUUUUGUUGAAGACGUGUAAUUCCAGAAAUGAUGGCACGUCAAAGUUACAAUCAGAAGGUACCGACUGGAACAGCUCGUACGCAGCGACGACCGAUUAUUAUCAACCGACGCUUCGCACAAAGACGGCCGUACGGAACACCAAAGCGGAGCGCCGGCCGGGUCUCUACUAUGUCCGCAAGAAGGGAUCGACUAGAGCCUGGGUGGAAAAGGUUGACAAGAACGGCAUUCGCACACAGUUGACGCGGCCCAGCGGCGCCGGAAAAGUGAAACCUGGAAAGCAGCAGAGACACAAUGUGGAUGAUCGGUCCAGAUGGGACAGUCAAUCACAAUGGACAGCUCAGGAGGGAGAUAGAACGGUGCAGUACGUGAUGAGUCAGGACCCCCGGACGUAUGACUACGACACUUCUUCAAUUUACUCGCAACAUGAUGAAUAA
Pestalotiopsis fici W106-1 is the source of this 474-nucleotide messenger RNA. RefSeq lists its product as uncharacterized. The record is from RefSeq and is a predicted model, not a curated record. The transcript has a single exon. The coding region runs from base 1 to 474 and encodes 157 amino acids. NCBI's taxonomy places the organism in Eukaryota, Fungi, Ascomycota, Sordariomycetes, Amphisphaeriales, Sporocadaceae.